Molecule: messenger RNA, 1941 nt
Organism: Salvia splendens (bonfire salvia)
Lineage: Eukaryota; Viridiplantae; Streptophyta; Magnoliopsida; Lamiales; Lamiaceae
Product: LRR receptor-like serine/threonine-protein kinase EFR
Exons: 2
Coding region: 1-1941 (646 amino acids)
Biological process (GO): protein phosphorylation
Molecular function (GO): protein kinase activity; ATP binding; protein binding
Source: RefSeq, a predicted model, not a curated record
AUGGUGGUGAUUGUCAUCCUCGUGUUUACAAAGAAAUGCAAACUGAAGAAAUCACCACUGCUUCCUACUGCUAUUUCACCUAUGACUGAAUAUAGAAGAGUUUCUUACGUAGAACUAGAGCGUGGAACAAGUGGUAUUAGCGAGAGCAACCUUCUUGGAAAAGGAAGUUUUGGUUCAGUAUUUGAAGCAACUCUUUCUGAUGGAGAUCUUGCCUACUUGUCAUUAUCUGGAAACUUAUUUAGUGGCUUCAUACCUGACUUUGGGAAUUUGAAACUCCUCCAAGGACUUGGCCUUGCGAAAAAUAACUUGAGUGGAGCUGAAUUUCCAACUCAUGAAUUGACAUUUUUGUCGUCACUAACUAAUUGUCCAAAUUUGAAGAUCUUGGAAGUAUCAGGAAAUCCACUGAAUGGUUUCCUACCCACUUCAAUAGGAAACUUUUCCUCAUCUCUUGAGAGUUUUGUAGCAGUAUACAACAACAUCAUUGGUGUUAUUCCGCCAGAAAUAGGAAACUUAAGCACUUUGCUAUUACUAUAUUUGGGUAGUAAUGAGCUAAGAGGACUCAUUCCACCAACAAUUGGUAAAAUGAAGCAACUCCAAAGAAUUGAUCUAAGUGGCAAUCAAUUGGAAGGGUCUAUCCCAAACGAUCCUUGCCAAAUAAAUCAUUUAGGUGAGUUGAGCCUUCCUGGUAACAUGUUUGUGGGUACAAUACCUGAAUGUUUGGGUGAAGUUAAAUCCUUAAGAGUCAUCAACUUAGAUUCCAACCAAUUGAAUGCAACCAUCCCCACCAAAUUAUGGACUCUCACAGACCUUGUGACUUUGAGUUUGUCCUCCAAUCACUUGAGUGGUCAAUUGUCAUUUCAGAUUGGAAAUUUGAAGUUAAUCAACUCUUUGGAUUUGUCAUCUAAUCAAUUUUAUGGUGAUAUUCCCAGCUUAAUUGAUCGUUGCGAAACAUUAGCUUUUCUCAACUUAUCCAAUAAUUUUCUUAGCGGAUCCAUUCCUCAAUCCUUGGGAAAGGUUAAAGGUCUGAUAGCAUUGGAUUUGUCUCACAAUAAUCUUUCAGGGUCAAUACCCAAGUUCUUAGAAGACCUUCACUAUCUUGUAAGUUUUAAUGUUUCCAAUAACAAAUUGGAAGGGAAAAUUCCAGAUGAGGGCCGUUUCCCUAACUUCACUGCUCAGUCUUUUUCCCACUACUUAGCUCUUUGUGGUGCUAUAAGAUUUCAUGUCCCGCCCUGCCCAAAAUAUCGUCAUAGAUCAUGGUUAAAGAAACUCUUGGUGCCAUCUGUGAUUUUAGUUGUGAUUGCUGUGCUUGUUCUUAUAAGAAUGCGUAGAAAGAAAAAAGUAGCACUCUCCACUGAUAUCUCACCACCAACUACUGAGUACAAAAGAAUUUCUUACAGAGAACUUGAACAAGGGACUUGUUCAUUUAGUGAAACCAACCUUCUCGGAAGAGGUAGUUUUGGUUCUGUAUUCGAAGCAACACUUUCGGAUGGGCUGAAAGUUGCAGUAAAAGUGUUCAACAUGGAACUGCAAGGAGCAAUAAGGAGCUUUGAGGUUGAAACUACUAUACUGAGUAGCAUUCGGCACAGAAACUUAGUUCGCAUUGUUGGAUGUUGUUGUGACAGUGAGUUUAAAGCAUUGAUUAUGACAUACAUGCCAAAUGGAAGCUUGGAGAAAUGGCUACACUUGGACAUGAAUCGUCUAGAUCUUAUAAAGAGAUUGAAGAUAGCAAUAGAUGUUGCAGCAGCCUUGGAAUAUCUUCACCAUGGCCAUACAUUCCCCGUUGUCCAUUGUGAUAUAAAGCCAAACAAUGUGUUGCUCGAUCAAGAUAUGACUGCUCAUGUUGCUGAUUUUGGUAUUUCCAAGCUUUUUGAUGAAGGGGAAACUGUCAUCCAAACACAAACGGUGGGAACCAUCGGUUACGCAGCACCAGGUGAUGCAUGA